UCCGCGGGGACCGAGUGGGGGACGGACCGGCGGACCUACAGCGCUCGGGCCGGGAAGACAGCUGGGAAAAUGAGUCUCACAGGACAGACUUGACUUGUUCAAGCAUAGUACUCACCAGUAUAUGUCUGAGCAAGUGUCCACCCAAGGCUCUUUGUGGCCUUGUCAGAAACAUGAACCAGAAGCUCCUGCUGUUGGAAAACUUGCUCAGAUUCCGCACUGUGUGUAGGCAGCUGCACAGCCUGCGUCAAAGAAGAAUGCUUGCACAGUGCAGACAUGGCUUUCCACUUGCUUACCCAAUGUGGGCAGCUCUGCUAUAUUCCCGACCCUGGCAGACAGACAUGCUCAUUGAUGCUGCUUUAUAUCAAUGUAGACUUCUAGUAACCAAGAAGGAAAAAAGACCGUCUACAUCUCAUUUGUCUCCAACAAAGUCUAAAAGGGAAGUAGAAGUAUGGAUUGGAAUGACAGUUAAAGAACUAGCCAGAGCAAUGGCAAAAGACAUAGAUUAUAUAUAUGAAGCCUUAUUGAACACUACUAUUGACUUAGAUUCACUAGAAGCAAACUCAUAUUUAGAUGAAGUCUGGAUCAAAGAAGUGAUAAAGAAGGCAGGAAUGAAGUUGAAAUGGACCAAGCUGAAACAGGACAAAAUAAGAGAAAAUAAAGACGCUGUAAGAAGGCCCCAGGCAGAUCCAGCUUUGUUAACACCAAGGUCACCUGUUGUUACUAUAAUGGGUCAUGUUGAUCAUGGGAAAACAACGUUACUUGACAAACUACGAAAAACUCAAGUGGCAGCAAUGGAAGCUGGAGGCAUCACUCAGCACAUUGGUGCCUUUCUUGUCUCUCUGCCUUCUGGAGAAAAGAUAACAUUCCUUGAUACUCCAGGACAUGCUGCCUUCUCAGCAAUGCGAGCCAGAGGAGCUCAGGUCACUGACAUUGUCGUGCUGGUGGUAGCUGCAGAUGACGGGGUGAUGAAGCAAACUGUAGAAUCUAUCCAGCAUGCUAAAGAUGCUAAAGUUCCUAUUGUCCUUGCAAUAAACAAAUGUGACAAAGCUGAUGCUGAUCCAGAAAGGGUGAAAAAAGAGCUUUUGGCUUAUGACGUGGUGUGUGAAGACUAUGGAGGUGAAGUUCAAGCAGUGCAUGUCUCUGCACUUACGGGUGAUAAUCUGAUGGCUUUGGCAGAAGCAACAAUUGCUCUUGCAGAAAUGUUGGAACUGAAAGCAGAUGCCACCGGUCCAGUGGAAGGAACAGUGAUAGAGUCUUUCACAGAUAAAGGAAGAGGUCCUGUUACAACAGCUAUAAUUCAAAGAGGAACACUGAGAAAAGGCUCAAUUCUGGUUGCUGGAAAGAGUUGGGCAAAAGUACGCUUAAUGUUUGAUGAAAAUGGAAAAACAAUUAAUGAGGCCUGUCCCAGCAUGCCAGUGGGAAUUAUAGGCUGGAGAGACCUUCCUUCUGCAGGAGAUGAAAUUCUUGAAGUAGAAUCUGAGUCAAGGGCGCGUGAUGUCACUGACUGGAGGAAAUUUGAGCAAGAACAGGAGAAAAAUAAAGAUAAUCUGAAAAUAAUAGAAGAAAAGCGAAAGGAGCAUCAAGAAGAACAUAGGAGAGCUCGUGAGAAGUAUGGCACUUUACACUGGAAGGAGAGAUCGUACAUGAAGUACCUAGAAAGAAAAGAGCAAAAACCCUUAAAGCCAAAAGAAAAAGUAGAAAGAGAUUCUAAUGUGCUUCCUAUAAUUAUUAAAGGUGAUGUCGAUGGUUCCAUUGAAGCCAUUUUGAACAUUAUGGAUACUUAUGAUGCUUCACAUGAAUGUGAAUUAGAAUUAGUACAUUUUGGAGUGGGUGACAUUAGUGAAAAUGACAUCAACUUUGCUAAAACAUUUGAUGGUAUAAUAUAUGGUUUUAAUGUGGAUGCAAGCAAUGUUAUCCAACAAUCAGCUGCAAAAAAAGGAGUUAAAAUUAAACUUCACAAAAUCAUUUACCAUCUUGUAGAAGAUUUGCAAGAGGAACUGAGCAGCAGAUUGCCUCACCUUGUGGAAGAAUACCCAAUAGGUGAAGCUUCUAUACUAGCUACCUUCUCUGUAACAGAAGGGAAAAAAAAAGUUCCUGUGGCUGGUUGCAGAGUCCAAAAGGGACAGUUAGAAAAACAAAAGAAGUUUAAACUAAUCCGCAAUGGGCAUGUUAUUUGGAAGGGCUCAUUAAUCUCACUUAAGCACCAUAAAGAUGAUGUUUCAGUUAUCAAAACCGGAAUGGAUUGUGGUCUCAGUUUAGACGAAGAAAAUGUAGAAUUUAAAGUGGGAGAUGAAGUUAUUUGUUAUGAAGAAAAGGAAGUUCCAGCUAAGACUUCUUGGGAUCCAGGAUUUUAAGCUAUAUUAAAACCAAAAAUAAAUGUUUUUUUUUUUUUUUGGUGGUGCAGAGUUGCCUUGCUACUUCCCAGGUUGGUCUCACAUAAAAAUACCUAGGCCUAGUGUGUACCACACCUGGCUCCAAAUGCUCCCUAGAUUGCUUCUAUAACAAUCAUUGCUUCAUUCAAGACAUUCACCUCUAAGUAACUACUCCUUCACAAAAAUUUACCCCAAAUAAAAUUGUGUGGUAUGCAGGUA
Molecule: messenger RNA, 2591 nt
Organism: Jaculus jaculus (lesser Egyptian jerboa)
Lineage: Eukaryota; Metazoa; Chordata; Mammalia; Rodentia; Dipodidae
Gene: Mtif2
Product: mitochondrial translational initiation factor 2
Exons: 15
Coding region: 171-2354 (727 amino acids)
Biological process (GO): translational initiation
Molecular function (GO): GTP binding; GTPase activity; translation initiation factor activity
Source: RefSeq, a predicted model, not a curated record